Molecule: messenger RNA, 9758 nt
Organism: Spirometra erinaceieuropaei
Lineage: Eukaryota; Metazoa; Platyhelminthes; Cestoda; Diphyllobothriidea; Diphyllobothriidae
Source: the annotation of a GenBank genome assembly
AUGCUCGCCAAGCAGGCCUUGAUGAUCUGCCAAAAGGCUCUCCCCAAAACCACCCAACUGGGCAUGGUCAGCGCGGUCAACAACCGUAAGGCCUUCUCCACAUCCCGUCAGGCCCUCUCCGACUCCCCACGAGUACUCAUCACUGGAGGGCUGGGACAACUGGGAAUGCCCCUAGCUCGUGCUAUUCGGUAAGUCCACCAUCCCCGGAUGUCUUAUUUUCCCAACAGCUCAGCUAUUGACAGUUAGCUGACAGAAAGCACAAAUAAUCUUCUCCUCUGAUGCGUAUUGUGUUCUGGCAGUUUUGGAUAUUAGGCUCGUACUGCGAAAUGAGUGGCCGUAAUUUCGGAUAGCAGCUGCCGUGGAAGGCAUUAAAGUCGCACAGAAAAAAAUAUGUGUACUCGGUUCGCGGCUCACCUUUUUAUAUUAUUUGAGGACUUGAGAUUCUCCUUUUAAAUAUUACUGAUUAACCUUAUCCACGCAAACCAGUAUUUGCGAUCCGUUUUUGGUUACUUUUGAAUCUAAAUGGGUCAGCACAAAAAAUUACAAUCAAAGCAAACUCUGUGAGGAGCCCAAGACACAGCUCCCAUUGUCUAUGUCUCAGAGAAUGGCAUACCGUUUCUUUUACUUUCGCAACUCUAUACUUUGGUCGGCUUCGACUGGGAUCCCGUGCGGUAUUUGGGAGAGGGGCCAAACACCAGACUUUAGAAAUUGCGACCUCAAAAUGCCUUGCAUCAUCAAUUAAUGACUUUGGAAACAGCACAUUCAUCAGUUGUAUUUCAAAUGGCGGCCUUGUUCAUCACGAAAGCUGUUAUUAAUUCUGAAGUAGCACUUCCAUUUUUGAAUGUUUCUACCAUUUUCACGCAGUCGCCAAAGAAAUUUGGCGUGUUCUGUGCAGCAAGUUAUAACUGUCUAAAAUAUUACUAAACAGAACUUUAUUCACCAUCGGGUAUCCCUUAGUUUGUCUUUAAGUUUAUCCAGUAAUUCCUUCGCAUCCAACUUCUCCUCGGCAUGUGCGUCGUAUGCCUUGAACUUUUAUGUAUCAAUAGUCGAGGAAAGAGCAUUAUUUGUGCAUAGAGAUUUGUAUAAAUAUAAAUGACAACAGGACUUCAGUACGGGAGAGAUUGCCUAGUACAAAUGUGCAGUUAACAAAAAAAUAUACUAAAACAAUCCUACCGGCGCCUGUACUUACGAAUAAUCGAAGCCCUUGAAUAAAAAAAUAGAGACAUCCGAGUAGAAACACUAACAGGUGGUUUUGGCUCUGAUGAUGGAAUCGGGUGUGAAUCUGAGACAUCAAACGAGUAAAGUACUUGUUUCUGGGGUUAUGUCCCCACCUUCGCGGGUAAUAAUGAAACUGUUUUAAGAUCCUCAUUUUCAAGUGUCACGAGUGUUUGUAUCGCCACUCGUUAACUUGAAACCGAGAAUGCUGGCCUGAAUAGGGUUUUCGCUACAGCCAGCUGUGAGGGUAGGGUAUGCGACCCCCUCCCCUGGGUGACUGAUUGGAAAUCAGUUUUUUAUCUUAUUUAAGUAGGUGUAGUUUAUGACCAUCCGCCUAGGAAUAGGCCAUUGGAGGAAUUGUGUGAGUCGCAGAGGUUGACCUUCGGCAGCAUUGUUGACGUUAAGGUUUCCCGUAUCGGGUUCAAGGUUAAGGCUAGUGUUAGGAGUUGGAUUAUUCUGAGGACUGGGAUUGCAGGCCUGGGCUGCGCUUUAGAUUUGGGCUGAGGUUAGGGUUUUUAAUUUAAGGUUAGGCUUGGAAUUAGGGAUUUUUGACUAGGGUUUUAAGGUUUGAGUUAAGGCUACAAUAGCGUUCGAGUUUUACUUAAAGGCUUAGGGAUCAAGGGUUAAGGUUACCCAUUCCAGGCGUGGCCGCAGUUGGCGUUUAAAUUGUAGUUAAAUACAGUUUUCAUAGGGGGUUACAUACCAAGUCCUUGCCCAGUUUUCUGUUAGACAUUUGUCACCUCCCCUAGUACUUCCCAGACAGAAAUGAUUGACUGCAAUCUAGCGUUAAUGCAGACAUUGACUGACAUCUAUUUGAGCCGACUCAAGCCAUUUGGGAGUACAGGUCAACCAGAAACGAGUAGUAUUCGUGAAUGUUUGCUGAUUGCCAGCGUGUGCAAGCACCAUUCUCCAUUUCGAUUCGACAACGGCAGCCAUGUUUGCUAUUACCGAAGUUAUGUGCGCCCUAAAUGUCUGUUUCUGAUGCACUGUGAUGCUCGUAUUAAUUGAAUGUAUUCCUAAAUCCGAGCGUUCUUUUAAUUCCCUCUUUUCAGCGCCAAGUUCGGAAAGGAUUCUGUUCUUAUGACUGAUAUUAAGAAACCUGACCCGAGCGUGAAGGAUCUCGGUAAGUGUCUGUCACUGCCGUCGCUGUAGAACCACCACUUUUCUCAAGCUUAUCCUGAGCUAGGUCCCGCGCUACCUGCAACUUAUUCCUUUACUAACCUUUCAGGUGCAUUCGAAUUCGCUGACAUUCUGGACACAAAUGCCCUUCGCGAGUUGAUUGUGGAGCACAAAAUUGACUGGCUCUUCCAUUUCUCUGCCCUCUUGAGUGCCAUCGGAGAACAGAACACUCCUCUGGCCACAAAAGUCAACAUUGAGGGUGUUCACAACAUCCUAAGUGUUGCCAGAGAGUAUAACCUCCGACUUUUCAUCCCCAGCACUAUCGGUAAAUCAGAUUUUCUGCUCUUACCCAUCUUGUUUUAAUUCCAUAAUAGAAAAAGUGCAUAUCAAUAUAUGCCCUCGCAAAUACACAAAUACCCGUAUUUACAGGAUACACUGGCGUAGCUCAGUUUAAUGUUUUUGGCAACUCGGUGGAAGACGAAACUCCAACCCUGUAUUCUUAUACUUACAACGUUAAUAACAGGUGUGCAAAACUGAGACUUUUGAUAUUGCCCAUGUUUUUUUAAAUCCCAUAAUAGAAAAAAGUGUUUAAGUACGUGCAAGCAUAGAAGUAAAUAGCCAUAUUUGGAGGAGACAGUGGGGUAGCUCAAGUACACUUUUUGGGCAACCCGAAGAAGGGUUAAAUCUCAGUUUAAGACUCCUUAUAUUUAAUAGGCAUGCCAAAUUGAGGCCUUUUAUGUCCAGACAUGAAAACUUUAAACAAUUGAUUGCCGUUUUAAACUCUACUUUGAAGGUUUUUUGUUACUUGUCAUGGUAAACAUCUUCUUGACAUUGGUUGAAUAGGUGCCUUCGGCCCCAACUCGCCCCGCAACCCCACACCCGAUGACUGCAUCCAACAACCAAACACCAUUUACGGUGUAUCGAAAGUGCAUGCAGAGCUCUUCGGUAUGUACCUCAAUCACCGCUACGGCCUCGACUUCCGAUCGCUGCGUCUGCCAGGUGUCAUAUCCGCCGAUGUCGAGCCCGGGGGUGGCACCACCGGUGAGUACUUACGCUCUUUCGCAAUCUUUUUACACAAAAAAUACGACUUAUUGAACAUUCUGUUGAUGCACACCCUCAAACCAGUGCCAUACAUAACAUGAAUACAUACCGGAACUUUACGCACAAAAGCUAGUCAUCUCGUGGCCAUAGGAAGAAUUAAUAAGGAGAAGUGACCCCCUAUGCGGCCAAGGGCUUGUGCAUUGCAAAAUUUUAUUCAAAAUUCACUUGACUCCCCGUGGGUCCCUCAUAUGUUCUUCCAUAAGGCUAUUACACCAACCUCGUGUAAACAAACUAAGUACUCGACCUUCGCUCUUUCACGCUCUAAACUUGACUUUGUUAAUUACCCCGGAAAGCAGGGGUAUCCGUGUGAAGCUAUUUCGCAGAGAAAGAUUUAUUUACUGGAUAGUACUGACCGACCUGUUUCAUCUUCGAACCCCUCCAGACUACGCCAUUCACAUCUUCAAGUACGCUAUGCGUGGCGAGCCGUACCCAUGUUUCCUCAGCGCCAACACCCGUCUUCCCAUGAUCUGGAUCGACGAUGUGAUCCGUGGCAUGGUUGAGGUCAUGAGCUGCCCGCGUGAGAAACUCACACGUUGUGUCUACAACCUGGCUGCUGUUAGUUUCACUCCCAAGGAGCUCUAUGAGGCCGUCGUCCGCGGCAUGAAGCGUCAUGGGCUCAACAAGCAGCUCAAAACCUUUGACAUCAGUUACCAGAGCGACUUCCGUCAGAAGAUCGGUAAGUAAUUGUGUGAUUGGUGUUUGCAAUUGCUUCCGUCUUCCGCUGGCAAACUUUGCCAACUGAAGCCAACUUUAUAUCCUUAUUGGUAAUGAUUUACAACGCGUCCUCUGACUACGUCCCCAGGUCCUUGAAUAGAACGAAGCUCUCAUUAUUAUUGCUUCGUCCAGCAAUAGUUAAGCUUACGUAUUUUCAAUUGCGUCUGAUCACGGUUGGAAGAUAUUUUUGCCGAAUAUUUCGUUUUCUCCAAGAUAAGCACGUGGCGUCCCUAUUGCAUGGGUCAGCACAUAUGUAUGCGAUAAUAAAUUUUAACUUUUUUCGUUGUUCCUUUGGGUUGCAGCCGAUAGUUGGCCGGAAGUCCUGGAUGAUGCCAAUGCCCGCAGGGAUUGGAACUGGGCCCAUAAAAUUGACACCGAUGGCAUGGUUGACAAGAUGUUCGAAUACCUGAAGACACACUAACUGGUAUGUGGCGCCGGUUUUUUGCUCUCCUUUUGAAAUGUGCGUGACUUAGUUUAUAGUGUUAACAUACGUACGAAGCAUCUACCGCAUUCUCUCCUCCUUUCCCAAUUGAGCCCGGUGUCAAGAAAUAGUCAAGGAGACAGGAGGCUAGAGAGGGCGCAGCUGGCUUGCACGGCGUAAAACCGCACCUAGACGUACCAGCACACCCCCUGGUUCACAACAGACAAACUAGGAUUGAUCCCCGGCAAAAGUAGGGGAUGGAACAGGUCCCAACAGGUGAAGCGUGAGCCAACAACUGGAUCUGCUACCACACCCAAUGUCGACAUUUUUUGUGGGUGCAUAUUCCCGAUAACGCCUGAGGGACUCCGAUCUAGCCCCCCUGUGUUGACCCAGCGCGUCUACCGCACGGCCCGUUUUAGGUACACAAACGCCACGCACACACGCGAUAGGCAUCUUUGUCAUUUUCACAUGCAUACUGGCUUUUCUGUCUCAGUGUGGACUUUUCGCUGUAGUCACAUUAAGUAAGCAUUCGCACGUACGGGUGUUGAGCCGUAUUAGCAAGGCCAUUUCAUCUAGAGCAUAUUGCCGCCCUCAACAUACACAUCACAGUCCUGUAUAACUGCCGUGGACGAGGGAACAUGCAACGCACACAGUAUAUGGCCUCUUCUGCUUAUGUAGAUUAAUUUAAAAUGCUUCGCUGGGGUGUCUGUUUAUUUGUCCAGAAAAGCUUCCUCUAUAUUCCUCCGUGUGUGUGGCCUCCCUCUACAUCAAUAUCUAAUGAACAGCCCGGAAAUGCAUUGCUUUUGGAAAAUUUCCACAACCGUUAUCGACAAACCCUUGGGAUUUUUAAAAAGACUUCUUCUUGUUGUUCUUCUUUCCCUAGAAUCACUGCGUUGCCAACCUUCCAUUUUCACGAUGGCGCCAAAAACCUCACAGCUCUCUCUCCUGGAUAUUCUCUGCAGAUCAUCUAGGUCUAUCUGCGUGUACAUGCAAAAUGUAUGAAAGUCUACAAAAUAUAGUCUUAUACCUAUCUCCUCUUGCCUUCACUUAAUAUAACUGAUAAUCAGAUAGAUUUAAUGCAGAGUGGUCAUAGCAGAAAAAGCUAAAUAUUGGGACGGAAGUGCGCCACCUGGAAGCUGCUUUACUUUUAACUCUCUUGACCUGGGAACUUUUAUAUAUGGCUGCAGUUUGAGCCAUCGUAGAUCGGGAGACGGUGGAGUUAGAUGUGCUUCUACAGCAUUAAGAUUGCAUUUUCAGAGUAACUAACCAAGCUCGAUGUCUGAAGGCCCAGUAGCGUGAAACAGUUCAGUUGCAUUGUCUAUUUCCAGAGGGGCGAGAGCAAAAAACAAAUUUUUGCUCGCUGUAGCAAAAAUAUGUGAUGCAUCUCCGCUUAUUAGGCUUAGACCGACCGUUGUAUCACUGUCCUUGUGUGUUUCUAUUCGAAAGUUUAUAAGAAAACUGCAUUGCAUGUCUUGUGUAUUUCCAGAGGGGCGAGAACAAAAAACAAAUGUUUUGGACGACCGCUCUCUGUGGCAAAAACAUGUGAUGGAUCUCCGCUCAUUAGGCCUAGACAUAUCGUUGUAUCACUGCCCUUGUGUGUUUCCAUUUGAAAGUUGAUAAUAAAACUAAGAGAUUGAGAAAACCGCAUGUAAGCUGUUUGGUUAUCAAUCAGUAGCUAUGUUUAUAACCGAUGUCAACAAGUAUGAAGAAAUUCCAGUAAAUAACAAAGAUCGCGGAUUCAGAGCUCGGGUGUGGCAAACUAGGGCCUGGGUAAGGCCGACCGGCAACGAUUAAUAAAUCAGGAAUGGCCAUUCCAAUUCCAUUGGUCUUGGAUGGCACUCUGCUUCCGCACCCUAAACCAACAUGCUGCCAUUUUGAAAGUGACCUUGGAUUAUGUUCCACGUUGGUCACUUUUUGCAUCUCACCUAAGCAGUCUUUUCCAUUUCAAAGCAUAUUGUACAGUAUGGUUCAUAGUUUGCGAGUUUUGGCGCAUAUUUUUGUUUCCUCUUUGAUGACGAUGUUCCCAAACAGGUUACCGUCAACCAAAUCGAAGUGCGUGUACUCCAGUGCAGAAUAUGGGUACUCACGCGAUGCACUUAGCAUGGCGGCGAGGUUGGAAAGCCCUUUGUUCUGAUUGAGAGCAUAACAGCAAGGGAAAUCAGAAGGGAUUCUGGAGCACCUAUGGCACAGGUAUAUUAUGACCGAACGUAUGGUAGAUUCUCAUCAAGAAAGUAUGCUCACGUUGUCAAAAAUUGUGACAGAAUAUCGUAGUUUAUUAUCGUUUAAUCAACAGGCCACGUCGGGGAUAAGAACGAGAGUCAGAUUUGGACGUGACACGUGUUUCUCGAGCUGUGCUAAGUUCUCACGGGGACUUAACUAGCACCGCAAACGUACACUUCCGCGUCACCCCGGCGACUGCCCGCAAUCUCAUCACCAGUUAAUUAAAGUACUCCGACAGUCAACGGAUUGAAAGGAGAGGGAUGAGAGAGUGGGGCCGAUAUUGAGGAACAGUACAUUCUCAAGGCAAGUAAGCAUAUGCCUCAUUACGGUGAACUCGAUUUACUUGGACCUAUCAGAAUGCGCUGAAAGUUGUGACUUGGAAGGCUGCCAACUAACUUGCAAGCACGGUCUUUCUACGGACACCGAGUUGGGAUGUACCGGCUAAUUCUUAAUGUGGUUCUCGUGGCCUCAUCAUAACUGCGAAAUUCGAAAACUCCAUGAAUGUAGCCUAAAACAUUAAAUCGGGAAAAAGUUGUUUGUAACACGCGUAAACGAAGUGUUUAUUCCGGUCAGUCACUCAGCACAUGCAGAUAUUCGGUCGUCUUGGCAUUGCCUUAACACCGCAGCAUGGCAGAUGGCAUGGAGACGGUAGUGAGGUAGGUGCAGCGCACAUCGGCUUUACUGUAAACAAAUUCUCAUGCAAAUCACCCCUGCGCUUAUCGUAUGGGGCGGCUUCGAAAGUCAUUGUAUGCAUCCAUCAAAGAGUGUGUGUGUGUGUGUGUGCGUGCGUGUGUGUUUGCAUACUGGUCACGCAGUCCUGGAAGGAUGCGGGGCGGUAAACAGGUGGCAGUAACACUUCUUUGUGUGUAUUUGUAUUAGGUGGGGUGUAGGGGUGUCUGCGGUGGGUUCACGUAAUGGUCGUGGUGGUCGCUCACUUGCUUGCAGGUGAGACUGCGCCUAGCGUCCACUUGCUGGCACUGAACUCUCACCUGUGGCUCCACGUAGCUGGGCUCUGCUCAGCGGCCACACCCCGGGCAACCGUCUCGACCGCCAGGCUAAACCAGGUGAGGGGGCCUGUGCGCUGUACCGUGUGCACAGGGUUUGCGGAUUCCGCUGGAUUGAAGGUCGGAUGGAACCUUGCGUCGGCACCGUCGUGACGUGGUUCGUCUCUGCACGCCGCUGGACAGCCGGUGACGGGAUGGAUCUCCACAUCGACAUCGCCUUGACGCGCCCACCUACACCGUCGGAGACCGCGGCUUACGGCGAAUUCGAGUCGCUCUCCACUACAACCCGAAGUCGUGGUCCCAUAGUGGAGUUCGGCCAUGCAGGUGUCGGCAACACCAUCUUCUGGAGUGGUCGCCCCAGGCCAGAGCGACGAGACGCGGGCGUCGCCUUCGCCAUCCGGAACGACAUCGUGGGACGACUGUCCAGUCUGCCGCAAGGCAUCAACGAUCGCCUGAUGAGCCUCCGUCUGCCCCUCCGGGGUGGGGGCAAAUUCGCCACCAUCAUCAGCGCCUACGCUCCGCCGAUGACCAGCCCCGACGCCGUCGGAAACAAAUUCCACGAGGACCUGCACGCCCUCUUGGCGACUGUGUCUAAGACGGACAAGUUGAUUGUCCUUGAUGACUUCAACGUCCGCGUCGGCACAGACCAUACUGCCUGGAGAGGAGUGCUGGGCCCCCACGGUCUCCGCGGCUCAAACGGCAAUGUUCUGCUGCUUCUCCGCACCUGCGCAGAACACCGCCUCAUCCUGACGAACAUCUUCUUCUGUCUGCCGGAGCGAGAGAAGGCCACCUGGAGGCAUCCUCGGUCGCGCCAGUGGCACCUGCUGGACUAUGUCCUCGUCCGGAGGCGAGAUCAGCGGGACGUGCUGGUGACGAAGGCGAUCGCGGGUGCUGACGGGUGGACCGACCAUCGCCUCGUCAUCUCGAAGAUGCGUAUUCGCCUACAGCCUCGCAGGAGACCACAAGGUAAGCGAUCCCCAGGUAAGCUGAAUGUUACCUUGUUGUCUUUGCCCGCUCACCAUCUUAAUUUCAGCAGUGAGCUAGCUCAACGGCUAGACAACCUUCCUAUCGCUGCCGCCGACGACGCCGCUGCUGCUGAGAACGCCUACGAGGAGAACCGCUGGUGUCAACUUCGAGACACGGUCCAGUCGACGACGCUCGUCGUCCUCGUUUGCGCUCCCCGCAAACAUCAGGACUGGUUCGACGACAACGACGCCGACAUCAGAAAUCUGCUUGCUGAGAAGAACCGCCUACACAAAGCCUACGUAGAUCACCCCACUGAUGCCACCAAAGCUGCCUUCUACCGCAGUCGCCGCCAGCUUCAGCAACGACUUCGCGAGAUGCAGGACGCCUGGACUGCUCGCAAAGCUGAGGAGAUCCAAGGCUACGCGGACCGCAACGAAUGGAAGAACUUCUUCUCCGCUAUCAAAGCUGUCUACGGUCCGGCGACAAAGGGCACUGCUCCUCUCCUCAGCGCCGACGGCAACACUCUCCUGACUGAGAAGACGCAAAUCCUGCAGCGAUGGGCCGAGCAUUUCCGAGGCGUCCUCAACCGCCCCUCAAUCAUCUCCGACGCCGCCAUCGAGCGUUUGCCGCAAGUGGAGACCAACGUGGACCUCGACCUCCCGCCAUCUCUCCAGGAGACCAUCAGGGCCGUGCAGCAGCUCUCCAGCGGGAAAGCACCCGGAUCGGACGCCAUCCCUGCUGAGGUCUACAAGCACGGAGGUCCCUCACUGAUGGAUCACCUGACUGCGCUCUUCCAGGAGAUGUGGCGUCAAGGUGAAGUCCCGCAAGAUUUCAAAGAAGCAACCAUCGUGUAUCUCUACAAGCGCAAAGGGAAUCGCCAAGUCUGCAACAAUCAUUGCGGCAUCUCCCUGCUGAACAGCGCCGGGAAGAUCUUCGCCCGCAUCCUCCUCAACCGUCUCAAUAACCAUCUGGAACAGGGCCUUCUGCCGGAAAGCUAA